UUGGCUGUGACGAAGAAAGCAAAUUUGUUAGAGCCCUCACGAAUCGAAAUUUCAGAAAACGAGUUUUGAAGGGCUAAUCUGUAACCCUCAUAUCCUGCAGCAUUUAAUGUUGUUGAUCGCCCCAUCGGAGGUCAUGUUGCUGUAUGCGUAAAUUCAUCAAACAUGUUAUCUGCAUACCUGUUCUACAAGCUCUCUCCUAUCAAGAUUUCAGCUAAAAUCCCUACGGCCUGCUUUAUUUUGCUUCAGAAAGGUCAUUUGCUUUCUAGCUCAAUUUUUGCCAGGGGGUCUAGAAAUGAUUGUUGUGCUAACUUCUGUAGUCUUGCUGAAGCAAUUGAUUCAGGUUAUGGUGUGAAAUCAAGAACUGCAAACUCUGCAUUGGAUGAAUAUUCACAUUCUUAUAUUGUCCCUUACCUUGUUAACUCAUGUGGGUUGCCAGCAGAAGGGCUAAUUUUCUAUCUAAAAGAGUAACGUUCAAAUCCCUUGAGAAGCCCAAUGCAGUUUUGGCGUUCCUCAGAGAUCAAGGAUUCAGCAAAGCCCACAUAGCAAAACUUGUUGGAGCAGCACCACAGAUUCUCUUUUACAAUCCUGAGAAGAUCCUUUUGCCCAAGAUUGAAUUUUUCAGCUCUAUAUGGGUUUCAAGAAGUGAGUUAACCAAAAAUCUUUCAGCAAAUCACAAUCUACUGAGAAGCAGCUUGAAGAAUAAAAUAUUGCCUCUUUAUCAUUGCCUUAAGAGCAUGUAUGGAACAGAUGAUAGGCUUACCUCUCCUAGAAUAUGGCGUGCUGUUUACUUCUCUAAAGACCCCACAAAGAAUCUUGCUUCCAAUAUUGCUGUUCUAAGAGAACUUGGAGUUCGAGAAUCAUGCAUUAGAUUAUUAAUGACUCGUCAUCCCGCUGCCGUAAUGGUAAAUGAUAAUCGUUUCAGGGAAGUUGUAUAUGAGGUUAAGAAUAUGGGAUUUGAUCAUCUGAAAUCAACUUUUGUGCUAGCUUUAUAUGCUCGGUUUGGGAUGCGUAAUAGAUUAAACUGGGAACGGUGUUGUGAAGUGUAUAGGAGUUGGGGUUGGUCUGAAGAUUUGGUGCGAAAUGCAUAUGGAAAGGAUCCUAACUGUAUGCUUAUUUCAGAGCAAAAACUCAGUAGGAUGAUGGACUUUCUUGUUAACAAAAUGGGUCUGAAUUCGCAGACAGUUGCACGAUAUCCUGUUAUUCUCCAUUUGAGUUUGGACAAGAGGAUUAUCCCCAGGGGAUCUGUUAUUCAUCUUUUGCGCUUGAAGGGCUUCAUUAGAUGGUACACGCGUUUAUAUUCUAUAUUCAUUCCUGGUGAGAAGUACUUCUUGAGCAAAUUUGUCAUUCCAUAUGAGAAGCAAGUACCACAGCUCCGUGAUGUUUAUCAGGGAAAGAUGGGGAUUUUUGAUGUAUGAUUUGGAGAUGCAUAGAGGAAAGAUUUUGAAGCAAUUAAUAUUCUUUAAAGAUCAUCUGAGUCUCCCCUCAGGCCCCCUUUUUCUUCUUUUUUAGCUUAGAACUCCUAAUGUAGUUCCAGUAUAUUCAUGUAAUUAGCCAGUAAAAUUUCAAUGGUGACUUUUCCUUUGAGCAUGUCUUACUAGAAUUGA
Messenger RNA from Coffea eugenioides, 1604 nucleotides. RefSeq names its product transcription termination factor MTERF15, mitochondrial-like. Bases 423 to 1415 code for a protein of 330 amino acids. The record is from RefSeq and is a predicted model, not a curated record. Gene Ontology annotation, molecular function: double-stranded DNA binding. Lineage: Eukaryota; Viridiplantae; Streptophyta; Magnoliopsida; Gentianales; Rubiaceae. Gene Ontology annotation, cellular component: chloroplast. Gene Ontology annotation, biological process: regulation of DNA-templated transcription; chloroplast organization. The transcript has a single exon.